AUGAAGACAUAUGUAUCCUGCUGCUGCCCAUCCCUGAUCCCCAGCAGGGAAACGGCUCGUUUCUACCUGCUUUUCGUGCUCAUCGCUCUGUACAUGCUGGCCGGCGCGGCCAUGUUUUCCUCCUUGGAGAGAGGAGCGGAGCUGGAGGCCCACCGGCUCUGGGACACGAGGCUCAGCGACUUCAGUCAUGAGUAUAAUAUCAGUUGUGAGAAUCUGAAAUCUCUAUUGCGCCACUAUGAAGAGGCGAGGGCCGCGGGCAUCCGGUCCAAACCAGGCAGAGCCUUGUGGGACAUCCCAGGUGCCUUCUACUUCGUGGGAACUGUCCUCUCCACCAUUGGCUUUGGAGUGACGGCCCCCUCCACUGGGACAGGGAAGGUCUUGCUGGUUUUCUACGGGUUGCUGGGCUGCUCGGCCACCAUACUCUUCUUCAAUCUCUUCCUGGAGAGAGUCAUCACGUUACUGAGCUCGCUGAUAUUCCGAUGCCGCGGAAGAACUGCACGCAUCGGACCGGGGGGCCGAGCCAGUGAAGGCAACAAAAAUGAAGAACCGAAACCAUCCGUAUACCAAGUCACGCUCAUCUUUUCCGUCGUCGCUCUGCUGGUUACAUGCGGGGCUGCCGCUCUCUAUUCGGCCAUGGAGGGCUGGACUUACACGGAGUCCCUCUACUUCUGCUUUGUGGCGUUCAGCACAGUGGGCUUCGGGGACUUUGUCAGUGGCCAGAGAGAGCACCAUGAGCACACCUGGGGAUACCAGGUUGCAAAUUGUCUCCUGAUACUCUUGGGGGUGUGCUGCACGUAUUCCCUCUUUAACACCAUCUCUGUGAUCGUCAAACAAUGGCUGAACUGGGUGCUGAGAACAAUAGCUUGGAUGUGUCGCUCAGUAGCAUUCUGCAUGGGCUCCAACUGA
Messenger RNA from Pseudoliparis swirei, 906 nucleotides. It is a transcript of the gene kcnk20, whose product is annotated as potassium channel subfamily K member 13. The transcript is spliced from 3 exons. The record is from RefSeq and is a predicted model, not a curated record. Gene Ontology annotation, cellular component: membrane. Gene Ontology annotation, biological process: potassium ion transmembrane transport; stabilization of membrane potential. Lineage: Eukaryota; Metazoa; Chordata; Actinopteri; Perciformes; Liparidae. Gene Ontology annotation, molecular function: potassium ion leak channel activity. The coding region runs from base 1 to 906 and encodes 301 amino acids.